Rotaria sp. Silwood2 is the source of this 654-nucleotide messenger RNA. Lineage: Eukaryota; Metazoa; Rotifera; Eurotatoria; Philodinida; Philodinidae. The record is from the annotation of a GenBank genome assembly.
AUGGUUGAUAUUCAUCCGAAUGCAACGUGGUCAAAGAAUGGUAUCGCUGUUAUUCGAGGAAAUGAACGAGGUAGUGGAACCAAUCAACUCAAUCACCCAUGGCGUUUGUAUGUGGAUGAUAAUCAAACGAUUCAUGUCGUCGAUACUUCAAAUCAACGUAUUGUGAAAUGGAAAUCUGGUGCAACGAAUGGAAAAGUGGUUGCUGGUGGAAAUGGAGAAGGAAAUGAGGCUCAUCAAUUAAAUCACCCAACAGAUGUGAUUAUCGACAAAGAGAGCGAUAGUUUCAUCAUCAGCGAUGGCAGGAAUAAAAGAGUAGUUCGUUGGCCUCUUCGAAAUGGUACUUAUGGAGAAACAAUGAUUUCAAAUAUCUGUUGCUUCGGUUUGACAAUGGACGACAAUGGUUCUCUCUAUGUGGUUGACGAUGAUAAACAUGAAGUGAGACGAUAUAAAAUUGGUGAUACUCAAGGAACAGUAGUUGCAGGUGGCAAUGGAAAAGGAAAUCGUCUCGAUCAGCUCUUUCAACUCCACUAUGUAUUUGUCGAUCGAGAUCAUUCACUUUAUGUGUGUGAUUGUUCCAAUCAUCGUGUCAUGAAAUGGGAAGAAGGUGCAAAACAAGGCAUUGUCGUAGCCGGUGGCACAAGGAUAUGGAAAUAG